This is a messenger RNA of Lasiosphaeria miniovina, 2121 nucleotides long. RefSeq lists its product as uncharacterized. Gene Ontology annotation, biological process: long-chain fatty acid metabolic process. Lineage: Eukaryota; Fungi; Ascomycota; Sordariomycetes; Sordariales; Lasiosphaeriaceae. The transcript is spliced from 3 exons. The record is from RefSeq and is a predicted model, not a curated record. Gene Ontology annotation, cellular component: membrane; endoplasmic reticulum. The coding region runs from base 1 to 2121 and encodes 706 amino acids. Gene Ontology annotation, molecular function: long-chain fatty acid-CoA ligase activity.
AUGGCUCCUGCUAUCCAGGACCCGGCGGUCUACAUCCAGACCAUUGCGCAGCCUCCGCCGCCAGGCUCACCCUACGCCCUCCCCGUACCCGGCACUGAGCGCCCCAACCGGACCGCCGCCUACCGCCACUGGCGCUUCGUCAACGGCCCACUGCUCGACACUUUUAACCCGGCCCACCAGACCUUCCAUGAUCUCUUCGAGCAUUCCGCUUCCACCUACCCCAACCGCCGGUGCUUGGGAACGAGGCCCUGGAAUCCCGUGACCAAGACAUUCGAGCCCAAGUAUGUCUGGAUCUCGUACGGCGAGGUUGCUGAGCGCAGGAAGAACUUUGGCGCUGGCAUCGUCGAGCUACACAACCAGAUUGGCUUCACCCAGGACAAGUACGGUGUCGGUUUGUGGGCACAGAACCGCGCGGAAUGGCAGAUUACAGAGCUUGCCCUCGUCUCCCAGGCCCUCUUUCCCGUGUCCCUUUACGAGACCCUUGGGCCCGAGACCUCCGAGUACAUCAUAAACCACGCCGGCCUGACGUGCAUUGUUUGCUCGCUGCCCCAUAUCCCCACGUUGCUCAAGCUAGCGCCCCGCGUGCCUUCCCUGAAGCUCAUCAUCUCGCUCGACCCCUUGGACGCUGGCGAGCCGGCUGGGCAUUCCAAGCUGUCCCUGCUCAAUGCCGCCGCCGCCCAGGUCGGCAUCCAGAUCCACUCGAUGGGCGAUGUCGAAGCCCUUGGCGCCAGGUCCGGCCGGCCCAUGAGACCCCCUAGGCGCGAAGACAUCUUGACCAUCAACUAUACUUCGGGCACCACGGGAGACCCAAAGGGCGUUGUACUUACCCACGCCGUUGGCGUUGCUGGCAUCACUGCUGCGCGCUCCAACGAGAGCAUGAGGUCAAACGACGUGCACUUAUCCUAUCUCCCCCUGGCUCACAUCUACGGCCGCAUGUGCGACCAGUCCGCGCUAUCCUCGGCCGCGAGCAUUGGCUACUUCCACGGCGACAUCACAACCCUAGUCGAGGACUUGAAGAUUCUGCAGCCAACGGCGCUGAUGUCGGUGCCUCGGUUAUAUAACCGCAUCAGCUCCGCCAUCCAGGCUGCGACUAUUGAGGCUGACGGCUUCAAGGGCGCGCUUUCGCGCCACGUCGUCGAGACCAAGAAAGCCAACAUGAAGCUUCCCCACGGCAAGGCCUACAACUCGCACCUAUUGUUCGACCGCAUAUGGACGCCCAAGGUGGUCAAGGCAGUGGGCCUGGGGCGCGCGCGCACCAUGGUUAGCGGCAGCGCCCAGCUCGAUCCCGACGUGCACGAGUUCCUGCGCGCGGCAUUUGGCAAUAACUUUGUCCAGGGCUUCGGUAUGACAGAGUCGUACGCCACGGGUACGGUACAGAUGAAGGGCGACUUCACAACGGGCAACAUCGGGCCGCCGUGCCCUUCGGUCGAGCUGUGCAUCGAGUCGGUGCCCGAAUUCGAAUACACGGUGCAGGACAAGCCCAACCCGCGUGGCGAGCUGCUGAUGCGCGGCCCCAUCGUCUUCAGCGAGUACUACAAGAACCCCGAGGAGACCAAGAAGACGGUCGAAGCCGACGGCUGGUUCCACACGGGAGACAUUGUCGAGGUCGACAGCAUGGGACGCUUCAAGAUCAUCGAUCGCAAGAAGAACGUGCUCAAGCUCGCCCAGGGCGAGUACAUUUCGCCCGAGCGCAUUGAGAACGUGUACAUGGGCAGCACGAAUCUGAUCGCCAUGGCCUACGUACACGGCGACCCCAAGGAAUCGAGCCUCGUGGCCGUCUUGGGCCUCGACCCGCUCCACUUUGCGCCCUACGCCAGCAGGAUACUCAAGAAGACCAUCGCGGCCGAGGACCAUGCUGCCCUCAAGGUUGCCGCCAACGACUCCCGUGUCAAGACAAACUUCCUCAAGCUGCUUGAGGACAUUGGCAAGAGCCACAAGUUCAACAGCUUUGAGAAGGUCAAGAAUGUCUACUUUGACAUUGAGCCCUUCUCUAUGGAAAACGAGCUCCUAACACCCACACUCAAGCUCAAGCGGCCCCAGACGGCUAAGGCGUUCAAGAAUGAGAUUGCUCGCAUGUACGAAGAGCUCGCUGCCGGACGCACCGAGAAGCCGAAGCUGUAA